UCUCAGACUCCUUUGCACUUGGCUGUAAUCACGCAUCAGCCUGCUGUGGUGAAGGCUCUCCUAGAUGCAGGAUCAGACCCUGGAGCUCUGGAUCGUAACGGACAGACUGCACAGCAUUUGUGCUGUGAGCACGGAGAGGCUGAAUGUCUCUCCAUUAUCCUCAGACACUACUCACACAAGAGCCCGUCCCACGUGGAGAUCAGGAACUAUGAGGGUCUGACGCCCCUCCACCUGGCUGUGCAGAAUGGAGAUCAGAUACUGACGGGAAUCUUACUGGACAGCGGAGCUGAAAUCAACGCUGGGGAUAAUAAAAGUGGUCGCAGUCCUCUGAUUCAUGCUGUGGAAAACAAGUCUUUAGACAUGGUCAUAUUUCUGAUCGAGCGUGGGUGCGAUGUGAACGCUCAGUCCUACAGUGGGAACACAGCGUUACACAGCGCCUGUGGCAGGGGUCACAUCGAGCUGGUGAGGGUCUUGCUGAAGAACGGAGCUGACAGCAGUCUGAAAAACAACCACAACGACACUGCCAUCAUGGUAGCAAAAAACAAAAAGGUGUCUGAUGUGCUGCGUGGAAAAGGCACUCGCAGCUUCACUGGGAAAACAAUAUCUAGCAGCAGUGGCUCUCUGUCCCCUGGCAGCUCCAGCCACUCUCCCCGAAUGACUCCCACGUUUCAGCGCAGCGCGUCACACUCUCCUGUGACUCCAGUUUUACCCCGCAGUCAGUCAGUGGAGAGCAUUUCAGAACGCCAUUCGCCAUUGAACAGCAAUGAUAAAGCACUUUUCCAAAUGCAGACACUCCACAGUUCACCAGUGGACAACAGGGCAGGCUACGGAUUCCAUAACCUUCCAUAUCUGUCCCCAUCCAGGUAUGACCACAUGAAGCCCACUGUCCAUAGAAGGACGCUUAUCGCUUCUCCUUAUUACUAUGGUCCUGGAUUUCCAAGACCUCCGUAUUAUUCAGACGCACCGUUCAUUUUAGUCCCCAGUUUGCCUUUGCAGGCCGCAUUUGUCUCUCCACAGGGGACCAUCAACCAAUCACGGCCCUCCAGUCACAGCAGUGACCAAUCAGACAUAUCUACUGUGAGUGUCAACAGUGAAGAAAGAGGUGUGAGUUGAUAGCUGCGGGCAUCUUAAAGUUAUAUAUUGUAUAUUCAUCCAAAAAUAAGAAUAAUCUGUCAACACAUUCAGCAUUGUGUCUCUUCAAACUUGAAUGAAUUUCUUUCUGCUGUGGAACACACAGCUAAAAUUAAAAGAGGACCUCAAAGUUAUUAUGUAUAUACACACACACACACACACACACACAAAUUUACUUGCAUACACCCAGCAGGUACAAAACAUAAAUAAGACGUUAAUAUUAAGUUAGAUUUAGGUCAUGAAGUCUGGUGACCAAAAUUUAAUAUCUAGCCAGCGUCUAGGGACAUUAUUAUUUUGACGUCUAAUAAUGACAUCAAAUGACGUUGAUAUUUGGUUAAUUUUAGUUUGUGUUGGAAAGUGACCAAAAUACAACAAACCAACACCUUAAACCAACGUCAUGUUGACGUCAAAUAUUGAAAUGUAUUCAUCAGGUAUGGCAACCAAAAUCCAACGUCUGAUAGACGUCAUAGUGGUAACAUCCACAUGAUGUCAAGCUGUAACAUCAUUA
Messenger RNA from Danio aesculapii, 1639 nucleotides. RefSeq names its product B-cell lymphoma 3 protein homolog. The transcript has 6 exons. The annotation marks the transcript as partial. The record is from RefSeq and is a predicted model, not a curated record. Lineage: Eukaryota; Metazoa; Chordata; Actinopteri; Cypriniformes; Danionidae. Gene Ontology annotation, molecular function: protein binding.